GUCCUCGCCCGAGUUUGUUGUCGCGUGAGGUCGACGAGCAGGGAGCGGGAAAAGUCGCGCGCUGUUCCGGCUCCCCAAUGCCGUCGGCGACGAAUCAUCAGCCAGCAGCAGCUGGUCCGUCCUUUUUUCUCCUUCAUGCAUGCUCAUUUAUCGUGCGCGCCCGCGGGUGACAGGAAGAGAGAGUCGGACGGACGUUCCAUCUGACGACGCUGUCUGUCGCCUGAAUUCCCUCGUUGUCGCCGUCAUCGCCAUCGCCGUCGCUGUCGCAGGAAGCACUGCCGGCAGCGAGCACAGCUAUUGGGCCUGUAGGCAGCUCAGCGGAGCCCGUACGUCACUCGGUCACCCGGCGCAACUGUCGCAGCAUAAUUUCUUCCGCAUGCCAGUAUUCCCUUGCUCGGCUGUCGACGAACGGUCCAUCUUCAUCUAAGUCCUGGCCGGCUCGCGCGCACACAUCAUCACAACAAUCGAACGGGAGAGGCGAAGAGCAGAAAAAAGAAAAACGAAAGACAAGGAAAAGAAGAGCGCAGAUCCGAUGCUGGCUGCGACGUCCAGAGCCUGCCUGGGCGAGAGAUAGCAACUUUCCCCCCGUAACGAGCACAUCAUCACCUUCGCUCGCCCGACACCAACGGCCAUCGAACUGUCGCCGUCACAAUGAGCUUCCACUUCAACUGGUCGCCGCUCAUCGCGGAUACCUCGCGCGCAAAGGAGAUGCUCACUGCCGCGCUGAACAAGUCGCCGAAGCCGCCCAUCAUCGUCGACGACAUCAUUGUUUCCGAACUCAACUUGGGCGAGACACCUCCCGACCUGGAAAUCCUCGAGAUUGGCGAUUUGGCAGAAGACCGGUUCAGGGGCAUCUUCAAGAUGUCUUACGCGGGCGACGCGUUCCUGACGCUGCGCACUCGCGUGCAAGCCAAUCCGCUAAACACAUACUUGAGCACAAAGCCAGAAUGGACGAGCCCCGGCCCGCUGGCUGCAGCAAGCGGGCUGACGAUUCCGCUGGCCAUCACGCUGUCGGACAUCAGGCUGUCCGGCUUCGUCAUCCUCGUGUUCAGCAAGCGCAAGGGCAUGACCCUUGUUUUUCGCAACGAUCCGCUAGAGUCGCUCAAAGUCAGCUCGACCUUCGACAGCAUACCCUUUGUGAGAGACUACUUGCAGAGGGAGAUUGAAAAGCAGCUACGGAAUCUGUUCAUGGAGGAUCUCCCGGCAAUUUUGCACCGGCUGAGCCUGAGGCUAUGGUCUCCAGAGUACAAGGAGCUAGAUGAUCGGAUGAUGGAGAAGCAGAAGGAGGAUGCCGAUACAGCGCCUAUAGAUCCCCUUUCCAGUCCUCCACAAGACCCAUCUGCAGAAGUAUGGAGCGAUGGAGCCGUGCCGUCCUUUUCGCUCGAUCUAGACAACUACAACGCGUCCUUCUCGCAGAAGAAUCUUCUCAGGCUGGCGGCAUUGAGCGACUCUCACCGAACGUUGUCGCUGUUCACGCCAACGAUUCACGAUGCAGUGUUCCGCGCUUGGGCUGGCGCCAGUGAGCGUAGCAAUUCAGGUUUACAAUCGCCACGCCACCGUCAUGCUCAUCAUCACACCACCAUAGCCAAUUUGUCAAGAGCAGGAUCGUACAUUGGCAGUGCAACAAGCACCUCGAGUGUGCUUAGCGAUGGCGCUAGCGACACCUUGAGCAGAGCAAGCACGUCCUAUACCUUCUAUGGCACCUCAAGCCGCUACCACAGCGGCCGACCGCGCAAGGCAAAGAAACGCGUCAUCAACCUUCGGAAAACGAAGGCCGCAGAUGUUGCUACCAAAGCGUCAGAUGUGCUUACAGAUUCCUCGACUCCGGAACCGAGCAUCGCACCCUCUUCUGCACCAAGCGUCAUUUACGAGGAGAGAGUAGACGAUGCCCUACAGUCGCCACCUCAAACGCCGUUGCUCAGGCAGCGAAGACAUCGCGCAUCGAGCUUGGAUGAGACACCGAGAGCGUCCAUGAUGCUGACCGCUACGCCUGCUCCUGCUGCUCCCCGCUCGCCGAAGAAACAAGACUCGGAACGUGCUACUGAGAGGCAUGAGGCGCCUCCUGCAUACACGCCACCUGAGGACCCAAGUGCCUUCAUGUCAACGCAUGCACAGGAGGGCAAGAAAAAGGGCAAGCAAACACGACCCACACUUAAGACUUCUGCCACAGACUUCGCACCAACCACCAGAGCCCUGCCGCUGAGCUCCGAACUCCUUCGCACGCUGUCCAGCGAAAGACUUGCCUUUGGCCACAACGGGCCAAGCAGUAGCCAUAGUAGCUUUGGCAGCCUCGCAGCCCCAUUCAGCCCCCCUAGCGAGGCGAGCAGCAGCACUGGAGGCGGCAUCCUGGAGCAGGCCUGGCUGAACAAGAUUGCGAGGGACAUCGCACGCAAGGUUGAAGAGGAGCGGCGAAGGGCAGAGGGCGUGGAUGAAGAAGAGCAGUCACGUCAUCACGGAAAUGGCUCUGAAAAGCUAGGGCAGAGGCCCCAAGAUGACAACGACGUCGUCGCACCACCUCCCGCUUAUGCUGCUUGAUUGUGAAAAAAAAGUUUUUGUGUUACUAUGAACGAUUGAUAGCGUUCCGUAAGCUUUUUUUUUUGCUGUUCCUUGUUGUAUGAUGACGAGAUGACCGGGGAAAUGAGAGGCCAGUGAAGGAAAAAAAAAAUAGUAUUGAGAUGGACUACGGGGCUUGGAGUUCUGUCUGCAUAACGUAUAUAUUGUGUUUUUCUUUGGAUGGGUAGAUUGCUCCUGGCCGAAAAAAUGGUUGCCAGAUGUGUAUAUAUUAUGUAUUUUGUGAGGCGCAGAGGCGCUUAGAGUGUGCAGUAAUCUUACUCCUACUUGGAAAA
Verruconis gallopava is the source of this 2846-nucleotide messenger RNA. RefSeq lists its product as uncharacterized. Lineage: Eukaryota; Fungi; Ascomycota; Dothideomycetes; Venturiales; Sympoventuriaceae. Bases 652 to 2535 code for a protein of 627 amino acids. Gene Ontology annotation, molecular function: lipid binding. Gene Ontology annotation, cellular component: ERMES complex. Gene Ontology annotation, biological process: mitochondrion organization; phospholipid transport. The record is from RefSeq and is a predicted model, not a curated record. The transcript has a single exon.